Messenger RNA from Drosophila rhopaloa, 2860 nucleotides. It is a transcript of the gene Fbxl4, whose product is annotated as F-box/LRR-repeat protein 4. Gene Ontology annotation, molecular function: protein binding. Gene Ontology annotation, biological process: SCF-dependent proteasomal ubiquitin-dependent protein catabolic process. NCBI's taxonomy places the organism in Eukaryota, Metazoa, Arthropoda, Insecta, Diptera, Drosophilidae. Gene Ontology annotation, cellular component: SCF ubiquitin ligase complex. The record is from RefSeq and is a predicted model, not a curated record. The transcript is spliced from 9 exons. The coding region runs from base 584 to 2659 and encodes 691 amino acids.
UCACACGCUGGCAUUGUUGUUUUUACGAGCCAAAAUUUUGUUUUGUGAUUCGUUUUGCCACAAAAAUAGCUGACCAAAAUAGAGGCGCCCAGCGGAUUACCCCAAGCAGUGACGCCCUCAGUUUCGAGGAUAGAAGGGCAGAGGUCAGAGGUCAGCGGACAGUGGAGGAAGCAAAAGCGAGGCGCGGAUAAAGCUGGAACCCAAAGUGGACUCCGCAACUGGCCAUUAAUUGGAUUAGCGUCCAAGCACAGCGACUUAAACCGGGAACAAGAGCCAUUGAGGUCUGGCCCAGCAACGUGACCGAACCCAGGCGUACCUGUACCCCACCCAAGGCAAUCCCAAGGACAGGACGCGCUCAAGGACCACAAUUACCCUUGGCACACAGGACGCUCCAGCGGAAGGACACCGGGAUCAGCGGAGUCAGCAAAAUCGGAAGUGGGAUCAGCGACAGCGACUCUGGCUUGGUUAUGCCCAUCGCCUGCCCUGGUACGCGGGACGGGAACUGGGGCUUGCGCGCUGCCUGCAGGCGAUCGACACGCUGAGGCUGACCUACGGCCCGCGUCCACGGCAGCUGGCGCUGGCCAUGUCCCUGCUGGCCUACGUAGAGCCUGGGGAGUCCAGCGACACGGAGCCGGAGGCAGAGGCGGAGCCAGACGCCCUCGUCGACUUCACGGCCAUGCUGAGGCAGAGACAGCGCGAGUACGGCGGCUGGUUUGGCUGCGGCAGCAAGAUGCAGGCGGAGCAGUCCGACCAGGGAUACUACCUGGAGCAGUAUGUGCUGGGCGUGCUGGACUUCAGCUCGCAGUAUGGCAUCGACUACAGCAUCUCGUAUACGGCGGCCAAUGUGAUUGGACGGCCCACGAAGUUCCCAGCCUACGGCGACUAUCCGGAGACCUUCCCCAUGGUGAGUCGAUCUGGCCCGUGCAGAACCGUCCGUUCAGAGUUCCCCUUCAACUCUCGCCCGCAGCGCACCUACGGUGACUGGUGGCAGCGGGCUCCGUCGGCCACCCGAGAGAUUCAGGCCCAGAAUCUGCCAAAGCUGGCCACGCACGACUACAUUGUUGUGUACUUCGAGGAGUUUGUGGUGCCGACGGAAGUGGCCAUCUUUGAGACCUUCAAUCCGGGCGCAGUAGUGCGCAUCUGGGCUUACGGUCUGACCAAGCACUGGACAUGUUUGUGGGAGGCAACGGAAAGCGAUCUGGCCCGGCCGGCACUCGACUCGCGUCGCUUUGCUCCGGCUCUCAAGAAGACUACGAUGAUAACGAAGACACUGCGCAUCGACUUCAACCACAGCCGACUCAACUACUACACGGAGAUCGACGCCAUAAUGCUCUGCGGUCGCACCGUAUCCAAAACGCAAAGCCUUCUCGGCAGGCAACAGCGGACGAAGCAGUCGCAUCAGUCGCAGCGGCAGGCGCUCGUGUCCCCGCCAGCGGAGGCUGCCGGACCACCUGCACCCGAUGGCAGUGGGGGACCCAUUAGCUACAAGCUGCGCACUCUGAAGUUUCAGCCCAAGUGCCACGAGGACGGCGCCACCAAGCUGCACGACUUCAUCAACAACGACCUGAGCCAGUUCCUGAUGGAGCACAGCGUGGAGGGCGGGGAGCCACCGCCACGGGUCUGCCUGACCGAUCUGCCGUUCGAAAUCCUCCUGCGCAUACUCAGCUACCUGGACCUCAAGUCCCUGUUCCGCGUGGGCCAGGUGUCGCGCACCUUCUACGACAUCUCCACGCAUCCGCUGCUCUACGCCGAGCUCAGCCUGAAGCCCUACUGGCAUGUGGCCAGCUCCGAGCUGCUCUGCACGCUGGCCCGCCGGGCCACCAUGCUGCGCAAGCUGGAUCUGUCCUGGUGCGGCGCCCUCGGCAAUGUGUCGCCCACCGAGUUCAAGAAAUUCCUGACCCAACGCGGCGAUAAUCUUACCCACCUGCGACUGAACUCCUGCAAGUUUCUUAAUGCCAGCUGCAUUGAGAAUGUGGGCAUAGUCUGUGAUAACCUGAUAGAGUUGAGCCUGCGCAACUGCGCCACUGAUCCGCCGUUGCUAAAUUUCUCCUGUCUUGCCAACCUCAAGAAUCUGGAGCGUCUCGAUCUCUUCCAAACGGCCUUUGAAACGGAACUGUUGCUCAGCAUGCUUGAGGGCAACCGCAAGCUGAAACACCUGAAUCUUGCAUUCUGUGGUGUCUCCGUGAACAUGGACAAUGUGGCCGCCCAUUUGGCCACGUACAAUACGCAGCUGAUCUCCUUGGAUCUGUGGAAGGCGCACUUCCUGUCGGCCAGAGGACUACUGUCGCUGACGCGCCUGCAUCAGUUGGAGGAGCUCGAUUUGGGCUGGUGCUUGAGGGAGGCAUCGCUCGGAGAUGGCCUGUUCCAGUUGCUGUCCAACUGCCCCAAUCUGAAAAAGCUAUUCCUGUCGGCGGUGCGAGGAACCACCGAACGCGAUCUCAUGCAUAUUGCCGCCCUGGGCAAGAAUUUGGAGCAACUGGACCUCAUGGGCAUUCUGAACAUAACGCACGAGCGUGUUUAUGACAUUCUAGUUCACUGUCCGAAGCUGCAAUUGCUCGACCUGAGUUUCUGCGAUAAUAUAAUGGAUCGGGAUUUCGAUUUGCUAGCGGAAUGGUCGCAUCAGUUCACCGUGGAUAUCAAGACCAGCCGGCGUUACUAGCCCUUUAAUUCGAUUCCCCAAUCAUUGGACUAUGCAGUCCUAGUAGCUAUUAUCUCUGGUACCAUGAUAAGUGUACUUUUAGAUCCUAUAUGUAUGUGUGUCACUCUCUUUCUGUGUUUAUAGUAAAAUGUUAUCUAUCUACUGUUAUAAAUAUGAAACAUUUGAUAUUAAACGAUUUAAUAGAUUAUUUAAAGCACUUAA